AUGAGAAAUGAAGUGAUCCAAGGCUCCGAUGACGACGACGAUGAAACGUCGUCGUCAGGCCAGACUUACACCCAAGAUAAUGAUCCCGUCGUCCUGGAAAUGUCUUCCAUUGAUCCCGCCUCUUCAUCUAAGGCCAACAAAUCUUUCAAGAAAGUAAAAAUUAGAAGAAAAGAGUCAAUACGUGGAGAAUCUAAACUGGAAUUAUUUGGCUUCGAUUCUCUUGUAAAUAUUCUUGGUCUUAAAAGCAUGACCGGAGAGCAAACAUCCGUGCCUACUAGUCCAAAAGAUGGUGAAGAUGCUUCACAACACCCAAAGGUUAUUGGUAGUGUCAAAUUAGGAACAAUGAUGGGAGUUUUUAUCCCAUGCUUGCAGAACAUUUUGGGAAUUAUCUACUACAUCCGCUUUUCUUGGAUUGUUGGCAUUGCAGGAAUAAGUGAUUCCCUUUUAUUAGUAGCCUUGUGUGGGUUGUGUACUUUUUUAACCGCUGUAUCCUUGAGUGCAAUUGCAACUAAUGGUGCAAUGAAGGGUGGCGGCCCAUACUAUCUUAUCGGUAGGGCCCUAGGGCCUGAAGUUGGAGUGAGCAUAGGAUUAUGUUUCUUUUUAGGGAAUGCAGUUGCUGGUGCUAUGUAUGUGUUGGGAGCAGUUGAAACAUUUUUAAAUGCUGUUCCCAAAGCGGGGAUCUUUAGAGAGACUGUUACAGAAGUAAAUGGUGCAGAAGUCGGAGAACCAAUUACUAGUCCAAGUUUGCACGACUUGCAAAUUUAUGGGAUUGUUGUCACAAUAAUUUUAGCUUUUGUAGUUUUUGGUGGUGUAAAAACUAUUAAUAAGGUGGCACCAGCCUUUCUUAUACCUGUUUUAUUUUCACUCUUAUGCAUAUUCAUUGGGAUACUUUUGGCAAGAAGGGAUAAUCCAGUUGACGGGGUCACUGGGUUGAGUUUGAAAUCAUUUAGAGAUAACUGGAAUUCUGAUUAUCAGAAGACAAAUGAUGCUGGAAUACCUGAUCCCGAUGGAGAUAGAUACUGGAACUUCAAUGCAUUGGUAGGACUUUAUUUUCCUGCUGUAACGGGAAUUAUGGCUGGUUCUAAUCGUUCGUCUUCAUUAAAAAACACACAACGGUCUAUUCCUAUUGGGACUUUGGCUGCAACACUGACAACUACUUUCAUGUACAUUAUAUCUGUAUUCCUUUUUGGAUCAGUUGCUACCAGGGAGAAACUGUAUACAGACAGAUUAUUGACAGCUACCAUUGCAUGGCCAUCUUCAAGCAUAAUAUACGUGGGAAUUAUUCUUUCAACCUUGGGUGCGGCUCUGCAAAGCCUUACCGGGGCCCCACGUCUGCUUGCAGCAAUAGCCAAUGACAACAUCCUACCUCUUCUUAACUACUUUAAGGUGGCAGAUGGCAGUGAACCACACAUUGCUACAUUAUUUACAGCAAUCCUAUGUAUUGGGUGUGUCAUAAUUGGGAAUCUGGAUCUUAUUUCCCCGACCAUAACAAUGUUUUAUCUUCUGUGUUAUGCGGGGGUCAACUUAUCCUGCUUUCUUCUGGACCUGUUAGAUGCGCCUAGCUGGCGUCCUCGCUGGAAAUUCCAUCACUGGAGCGCCUCUCUAUUUGCAGCAUGUCUUUGUAUUGUGAUCAUGUUUUUGAUUUCUUGGUUAUUCACGGUGGUGUCACUUGCUCUUGUUAGCUUGAUAUACUAUUACGUGUGCCUUAAGGGAAAAGCAGGUGACUGGGGAGAUGGGUUUAAGAGUGCUUAUUUUCAGCUGGCUCUUCGUAGUCUUCGAUCUUUAGGAGCAAACAAUGUUCACCCAAAGAACUGGUACCCUAUACCGUUGGUAUUCUGCCGGCCAUGGGGAAAGCUGCCGGAAAAUGUGCCUUGCCAUCCAAAGCUUGCUGAUUUCGCAAACUGCAUGAAGAAAAAAGGGAGGGGAAUGUCAAUAUUUGUGUCUAUCCUAGACGGAAACUAUCAAGAGUGUGCAGAAGAUGCCAAAAAUGCCUGCAAGCAGCUCGCCGCCUACACUGACUACAGACGCUGCGAGAGUGUGGCGGAGAUCAUAGUCGCCCCUACCAUGUCAGAAGGCUUCCGGGGAAUCGUUCAGACCAUGGGCCUGGGUAACUUAAAGCCUAACAUAGUGGUCAUCCGGUAUCCCGAAAUAUGGCGGCAGGAGAAUCUCAAGGACAUCCCGGCUACUUUUGUGUCUAUUAUCAAUGAUUGUAUAGUUGCUAACAAAGCAGUGGUUAUAGUGAAGGGCUUGGAUGAAUGGCCCAACGAAUAUCAACGGCAAUACGGGACCAUCGAUUUGUAUUGGAUUGUGAGAGACGGUGGUUUGAUGUUGCUUUUAUCUCAGCUUUUGUUGACCAAACAAAUAUUUGAGAGUUGCAAGAUCAGGGUGUUUUGUGCUGCUGAAGAGGAUUCUGAUGCAGAAGAACUCAAGACAGAUGUUAAGAAGUUUCUUUAUGAUCUUCGAAUGCAAGCGGAGGUGAUUGUUAUAUCCAUCAAGUCGUGGGAUCAUCGGGGUGGAAGGGAGGAUGAAAAUGUGGAGGCGCUCACGGCGGCGCAGGGGCGGAUCAAGACUUACCUAGCAGAGAUGCAGGGAAGUGUUGGUGUGGAUGAGCAACAAGUGGAUAAGUUUUUGUAUACGACUCUGAAGCUGAACUCUACGAUUAUGAAGCAGUCUGGAAUGGCGGCAGUGGUGCUUGUGAGCCUUCCGCCGCCACCGGAGAAGCACCCGUCGUAUCUGUACAUGGAGUAUAUGGAUUUGUUGGUGGAAAGUGUGCCCAGGAUACUUAUUGUUCGAGGUUAUCGUAGAGACGUUGUCACUCUCUUCACGUAG
Helianthus annuus (common sunflower) is the source of this 2829-nucleotide messenger RNA. Its product is annotated as cation-chloride cotransporter 1. The coding region runs from base 1 to 2829 and encodes 942 amino acids. Gene Ontology annotation, cellular component: membrane. Gene Ontology annotation, molecular function: chloride:monoatomic cation symporter activity. Lineage: Eukaryota; Viridiplantae; Streptophyta; Magnoliopsida; Asterales; Asteraceae. The record is from RefSeq and is a predicted model, not a curated record. Gene Ontology annotation, biological process: monoatomic ion transport; transmembrane transport. The transcript is spliced from 13 exons.